Messenger RNA from Zymoseptoria tritici IPO323, 1087 nucleotides. RefSeq lists its product as uncharacterized. The transcript has 3 exons. The record is from RefSeq and is a predicted model, not a curated record. Bases 1 to 672 code for a protein of 223 amino acids. Lineage: Eukaryota; Fungi; Ascomycota; Dothideomycetes; Mycosphaerellales; Mycosphaerellaceae. Gene Ontology annotation, cellular component: membrane. Gene Ontology annotation, molecular function: opioid growth factor receptor activity.
AUGGCCGACGGCGACAUUCCCUCGUUCCCACCGGCACCACCGCUGCCGUUCAUCGCGCGCUUCUAUGGAACGGAAGAAGCAAAAGAUCUCGAGGGUCGCACUCUUUCGCAGAUUUUGAGAUUCGACGAUGAAAAGCUCGAGCGUUCGCACGACUACAUACAAAAUUUGUUCCCGCUUCCUGAACGCUCGCCCGUCAACCCCGAUGCACCUCUGCUCGACCAAGCAACUCGCUCCGCAUUCCUCUACAGUCCGGUGAGAAACCAUCUGCGCGCCCAACUACUCGAAGCUUUCAAGCGCAUGGCGGCGUUUUACGGCUUCACCCUCGACACCAACGAUACCACCGACAACCACGAUGCCGCCAAAACUGCCAUCUCGUACCGCUAUGCAAUCACGCCAAGCCUGAACUUCUUCGCCAACGCGCGCCAAACCUGGCUGACCAGAGGGGACCACAAUCAUCUUCGUAUCACACGCAUCAUCAGGUGUCUCCGCAUUCUUGGUCUGGAACCCGUGGCCCUGGCGUUUUAUCAGGCUCUCAUCGACAACUCCGGCGAUGUGGUCAGUGCUCGGAGCAAGAUGUACUGGCAGCGAGCGGCGGAGAGACCUUUGCACUUGCCACCCGCCGAGUCUGACGAGGACGCUACGGGGAUCGAGUGGCUCAACGGCGUGAGCUGAAGACCCGACAAAGAGUAUAGCGGGCAGCUGCAAGGGUCAUGGCGGCAUGGUGCUGUUACGGCCUCACCGGGGGCGUCGGGACAACGCAAUACUAACUCGCAUACCAGACUGUACUCGGCGACCAGGCGAGCGAGGCGGCCAUCACCGAGAAAGAAGCCAGUAGAUAGCUCGAGUGCUUUCUCUGGUCAGAGUACCACAGAACGUGGCUCGAUGGGCUAUGCGGAAGGCUGCCGGAGUUGGAAACCAAAGUUAACAGAGUCCGAGGCCUAUAGCAGGCGUUCUACUAUGUAGCCAUAUCACAAAGGCCUUCUCGGCAGGCGCAUCAUCCCUGCUCGCGCUUCCUCUCCGCCUCAAGCAAGUCGUCGACCACAUGGAAGAUUCCGGUCACGACUUUCAUCGUGCCUUCAUCGACCCC